Oryzias latipes (Japanese medaka) is the source of this 2855-nucleotide messenger RNA. The record is from RefSeq and is a predicted model, not a curated record. Lineage: Eukaryota; Metazoa; Chordata; Actinopteri; Beloniformes; Adrianichthyidae.
AAUGACGUGUUUAGGUGCAGAGAGUUCAGGUGGGGGAAUCAGGAAGGGGUGUGGUCAACCGAGAGGCUCCGCAGACAGGUACACUCUGCGCGGAUUAAUGCACACAACUGCUGAAAAAGAACGGAGGACUAUUUUUCCCCAUCCCUUAUUGUUAUUGUUGUUGCAAACGCUUUAUUCGGGAUUGAUUACGUUUAGAUUGAAUUUAUUGGUUUAUUGAAGAGUUUGUUCGGUUUUGUGAGAAAAGGUCUUGUUCGACGUCAUCAGCAGAGGUUUCUAAGCCAACAUGGAUCACCUGCUUCAAGGUGUGUGUGGUUGAAGAGAGGCCAGAGCGGCAGAGAGGCAUUUUGAUAAACGACCGGUCAGCCAGGUCAUGCUUAUGGACAAAGACACUCAGUGGCUCUACCAACUGCUGGCAGAGGUCCAGUUGGAGAAGUUCUACACACGUAUCAGAGAUGGCCUCAACAUCACGCGCAUCGACCACUUUAACUACGUCAAAGAUGCCGACUUCGAGUAUAUAGGGAUCAGUAAACCAGCACAAAGAAGGUUAUGGGAGGCUGUAAAACGCUACAAGACCAGUGGGCGCUCGAGGAACAAGGUGUCGAGCAAUCGAAGUGCAGAUGCGGAGCAUUGGGCCGGAGGAGUCCCCAAUAUGGGGGUGGAAGCGGGCACCCGGGCACUUCCCAGCCUAAUUCAAGACAGCGAGCUGGUUCUUGGAGAGAAAUUAGGAUCUGGUUCCUUCGGGGUGGUGAGGAAGGGAGACUGGUACACACCCACCGGGACUGUAUUGCCUGUGGCGGUGAAGUCGCUAAAGAGUGACAUGUCAAGACAGGCGGACACGCUGAAAGACUUCCUCCAAGAAGUCACCGUCAUGCAGUCUUUAGACCACACCAACAUCAUACGCCUCUACGGCGUGGUGCUCACUCAGCCCCUGAAGAUGGUGACAGAGCUGGCCAUUGGUGGCUCCUUGUAUGACAUCCUCCGUUUCCGACAGUAUAAGUACCCUCUGAUGCGCCUCUGGCUCUUCACCGCUCAGAUUGCGGCUGGGAUGGAGUACCUGGAGAGCCGCAGAUACAUUCACAGGGACUUGGCGGCGAGAAACGUGCUGCUGGCAGCCAAGGAGUUGGUGAAGAUCGGUGACUUUGGUUUGAUGCGAGGCCUGAGCCAAGACAAAGACCAUUAUGUCAUGGCCUCCCACAGGAGGAUCCCGUUUGCCUGGUGUGCUCCUGAAAGUUUGCGCACUGGCUCUUUCUCACAUGCCUCGGAUGUGUGGAUGUACGGUGUGACCCUAUGGGAGAUGUUCACCUUCUGCGAGGAACCCUGGUGUGGUCUGUCAGGCCGGGAGAUUCUGUGGCAUGUCGAGCGAGACACUCGACUUGAGAAACCCCCCGACUGUCCUCAGGAACUGUUUGUCAUGAUGAAGAAGUGCUGGGCCUUUAACCCUGCAGACAGACCCAGCUUUGCCCAGCUCACCACGAUGGUGGCAGAGGCAAAGCCAAUGGAAGUUCAUGUUACAAGAGACUUUGUGGAGCCCAGAAAACUUCAACUGGCAGCCAAUGACGCCGUGACGGUCCUGCAACACAGUAAAGAGCUGGUUGAGUGGCUCGGCCAGAACCAAAGGACGCUGAACGUCGGCUUGUUUCCCGCCAUGCUCGCCAUCCCCGAGUCCACGGCCAGCAACCCGCCGCCUAGCCAGGCGGUGACCCCUGCCUUUAUCUCACCCCCAGUGAAGGGCAGCCUGCAACACACCGGACACGGAGACUUCCAGCCGGUAAACAGCUGGGGGUCGCCCGCACGACUGGAAGACGGCGGCUGGAGGCCGGGACCCGCCAGGGAGCGAGAGCCAACCAACCUAAAGAAAAUGGCAGGUAUGUCUCGGAGCUUGGAGUCUGUGCUGAGUGGUCAUCCUGCUCGGGGCCAGACACCUGGAGCAGUCCGAGUGGAUCAACAUGGGAGGCUCCUCCCUCCAGUCAUGGAGUCUAACAGCGUGAUGAUGCCACGGGAUCCCCGCCGCAUGAGCGAGGCCAGCGUCAACCCUCCCCCUCCUCGUCCGCCCCUCCCCAACCUGAAACACUUGCAUAUCAAAGCACAAAAGAAACCCCCGAUGUACCCUGCAUCUGCCACCUCUUGGAUGCCGCAAUUCCCGGCUCAGAAACCAGCUCAAACUCAGCCUUCGCAGGGAGCCGCCACCGGCUCUAAUUUGAUAAAAAUGUCCCAGAUGAACCGCUCCACGUCUCAGCUGAAUGAGGACUCCCGGGAAAGGGAUCGAACCAGAGAGCAGGAGAAACUGCAAUCUCAGAAUCUGGUCACCCAGGUGAUGGAGGCGGUACACGGAGUGACCAUUGAAGAGGUUCAGAGCGCACUCCAGCGGAAUGACGGGAACCCGCUCCGAGCUGAGAAACAACUCAAGUUGGAGCAGCUGUACUCUCUGAGCCUCUGCUCCAAAGAGGACUGCAAUAAGAUCCUCACCCUACACCAGUGGAACCUGCAGCAGGCCAGCCGCUACCUGAUGCGGUGGUCCAGGGAAGACCGAGCCGCUGCCAGUGACAGGGAGCGGCAGCAGAUUAGCGCAGAAAGACGCGUCUGAGCUUUUUUUUUUUUUUUUACCAUGCAUUGUCGGAUUUCAUCACUGGUUCAGCGACGCACCAACACAUGCCGAUGUGAAAAACAGUCUGUUUGUUAUAAGAAAUGAAGGAAUUUUUAAACUAUGAAAGUCUUUUUAGUGACUAAAUGUAAAGUUAGAUGCUGUUUUAUAAAUUCAGGGUGCCUUUUAUUUAGCACUUUUUAUAUAAUAGUGAAUGUAUAUAUUCCAUACUGCUUUUUUGUUGAAUAAACCUCAUGAUCAAACAACAGCUGCA